Messenger RNA from Kluyveromyces lactis, 3816 nucleotides. It is a transcript of the gene STE6, whose product is annotated as ATP-binding cassette a-factor transporter STE6. The transcript has a single exon. Gene Ontology annotation, molecular function: ATP binding; ABC-type oligopeptide transporter activity; ATP hydrolysis activity. Gene Ontology annotation, biological process: transmembrane transport. Gene Ontology annotation, cellular component: membrane. Bases 1 to 3816 code for a protein of 1271 amino acids. NCBI's taxonomy places the organism in Eukaryota, Fungi, Ascomycota, Saccharomycetes, Saccharomycetales, Saccharomycetaceae. The record is from RefSeq and is a predicted model, not a curated record.
AUGUUAGACAUCUAUCAGAAUUUUAGGUUCAAGAAUGAUUGUUUCGUUUUGAUUGUCACUGCAGUUUCAACGGUCGCUAAUGGUUUAGUUCCAGUUGUGAUAUCGAUUUUAACUGGGAGAGUAUUUAACCUGUUACAAUCUCUCGGAACUGAUACUUACAAAACGAAAUCUGAAUUUGUUCACGAACUUACGGUAAGGUCAUUCUCAAUUGCAGCUGUGGCAGCUUGUGUGAUUCCAAUAUCAUGGGUCUCCUUAUCGACCUGGAUGACUUUAGGAGAACGACAGGGUUUCAGAAUUAGAAACUCUCUCAUCAUGUUUUACUUCGAGAAAGAUCUAAAAUGGUACGAUUCGAAUGAAAACCUGGAAGGAGAUUUCAUCCAGAUUAACAGAUGCAUAGAAGAAGUUAGGGCAAGUUCUGCCGAAGCUUCAGCAAUUUUCUUUCAAAAUGUCAUCUCAAUUAUCGCUCUAAUCGCUACUUCAAUGUACUAUUCGUGGUCUUUAACAUUGAUAAUUUUAUGCAGUUUACCACUACUGGCAACUCUAGCCGUUUUCCUCUCUAUGAAAGUGGAGAAAUUCUCAAAACUUGAGAACUUGGAAUCUUCAAAGGCCUCGUCAGUUUUGGCAUGGUCUCUUGAUGCAUUUCAAAUGAUACGGCUAUUCAACACGUCUUACUGGGAGCAGAAGAAGUUCGAGACGCUAGUAUCCAAAUGUAACAAACACUUUGUCAAAUCUUGCUUAUACUCAGCUUUGAAUGCAUCGAGUUUAAGGUUUCUAACACUAUGCAUGUUUGUGCAAGGUUUUUGGUUUGGUAAUACACAAAUCAAACGUGGGAAGAUGAAAGCUGGGGAUGUAAUUACAUGUUUUUCCUCUUGUUUAUUGUUGGGGUCUUCCUUAUCAAGUACGUUGCAGCAGAUCGUUACAAUUCAAAAGGGUAAGGCAGCAAUACAACGUAUCAACCAGUUCCUUGUUCCCAAUUCUAAGUCCGCCGUUGGUGAAUGGGAAAAACGAAGUUCUCUCAUAUCAACAUCUUCUUCAAUAGGGUUAGCACCCAUCUUUUGUGACGGUGAUAUUGAAUUUAGGGACGUAUCAUUUGCGUAUCCUACUAGACCAGAUGAUUAUGUACUAAAAAAUGUUUCCAUAAAGAUUAAAUCUGGAGCUACAUGCUUCAUUGUUGGGAAGUCAGGGUCAGGGAAAUCGACGUUAGCCAGUCUUUUACUGAAAAUGUAUGGCGAAUACACCGGUGAGAUCAAGUUCGGUGAAUACGAAAUAGACUCACUUGAUGACUCCUGGUUAGUAGAGAACAUUACAUUAGUGGAACAAAGGUGCACAUUGUUCAAUGGGACAUUAAAAGAUAACUUGACGAUUGUCAAUAAAUACGCAUCAUGUACCGAGGUAAAGCAAGCAUGUCAAUUUGCUUUACUAAACACUGUCCUGUUAAAUCUGCCGAAUGGUAUUGAUACACUUUUGGGCAGACACGGUGUGACAUUGAGUGGGGGUCAGCAACAAAGAGUAGCUCUAGCCAGGGCAUACCUGAGAAAUACUCCAGUACUGAUUCUGGAUGAAUCUUUGUCAGCCUUGGACAUAAUGUCUAGAGAGUUAAUAGUGGAAGCUAUCAGACAUUGGCGAAAAGGGAAAACUACUAUAAUCCUAACUCAUGAAUACACUCAGAUCAAAGAUGAUGAAUAUGUAUAUUUGAUGAGCGAAGGAACGGUGGUCGAAAGUGGAUUCAAAUAUGAUCUUCUAGAAAACCCAGAUUCGUACUUUGCACAAUUAAACAGUCUACAGGAGACAAGAUAUGAAGUACCAGUAAGUCCAGAUGUAGAACUACCUUAUUCUCCUGAUAGUGCUACCUAUAAUCAUCAACCAAUAUCAAGAUUUUCACGGUUUUUCUUCGACGCGAGUGCGCUUGAACCGCAUCUUCCCAACACAUCAAAAUCAACAGAUCAGUUAGAUAACAAACGCGUUGUGUCCAGAGUUCAACCCUUAGACAUAGAGAAAGCCUUACAAGAAAGAGAAUGCGAUUUAGAAGAACAAGGCAUACCAAAAAUCUUGACGCUUUCUGCUAUUAUGAAGAAAAUGAAUAAUUCAAUACCGAAGAGGCGGUAUUUGGUACUGGGAUUGCUAUUCUCUGUUAUUGCUGGUAUGUCUAAUCCACUUUUCUCCUAUACAUUCUCCAAGUUGUUGACAGGAAUUGCACCACAAGAUACAGGCACCAGUUCCUCAUAUUAUCUGAUGAAGUGGUCACUAAUUGUGAUCAGCAUAUCAGCUGUAGACGGUAUAUCAACAUUUUUGAAAGACUUUAUACUUGGAUAUUGUAGUGAAGUCUGGAUUGAGCGGUUGCGAGUCGACGCAAUGGCAAAAAUAUCAUCUAAAUCUCUAGACUGGUUUAAAUUACCUACGAAUAACUCAUCUGAACUCAAUUCCCUCAUGAUGAAUGAUCUUCGAGAUCUAAGAGGCCUUGCCUCUGAAUUUUUGAGUGCUAUUACUACACUGGUUUUUGUAGCAUCUAUUGGUUUGAUCUGGGCCUUAGUCUCUGGGUGGAAACUCAGUCUUGUAUGCAUCUCGCUAUUUCCAGCCUUUAUUUUAUUCUCCGGUAUUUAUGGUUCAUUGCUUCAAGUCUACGAGACUGCCUAUAAGACAGAAAUCGCAGAGCUUGAGACAAGGGUUCAUGAACUUGUCAUAUCCAUGAAAACUAUCAAACUCCUUCAACUACAGCAACAUUUUGAGGGCUCCUUCAAAACUCAACUGGCGAAAGUUAGAAUAGUAUGCAAGAAAAGAUCAGUUGCUGUCGGAUUUGGGAUAGCUGUUACAAAUGCAUUAGCUAUGGUUGUCCAAGCUAUUUUAUUCUUUUUCGGAAUAAAAUUAGUAAUUCAAGGUGAGUAUUCUGUAGCACAAAUGUUCGAAACGUUUACGUUACUUCUUUUCUCCAUUAUGACUUGUGUUUCUUUGAUCAACCAAGUUCCUGAAAUUAGCAGAGGACAAAGGGCUGCUACAUACAUAUUUAAGGUUCUAGAAGAUUCUGGCUCUGUUGAUACAUCAAAACCUGAUCCCUCACAGAACCAAAGCUUCUUUAGCACAGCGGGCAACAGAGAGACGAUUAAGAUAUCUAAUCUAUCUUUUGCCUUCUCAAGCGCACCGAUGAAUAAAAUAUUCAACUCGUUAAGUUGCGAGAUCUGUCUUAAUGAAACUGUCGGGAUUGUUGGCGAAUCUGGUUCUGGAAAGUCUACCCUAUCAUUAUUGCUAACAAGACUCUACCCUGUACCUAGUGGGAAAGUUUAUAUUGGUGGUAUUGAUAUCAAUAAAUGGGAUGAGUAUGCUUUAAGAAGAACCAUUUCAAUUGUGGAACAGAAGCCAAAAUUCUUUGAUGGUACAGUAAGAGAAAACCUGGUAUAUGGUCUCAAACGUAACGUUUCAAACUCUGAAUUAAGAUCAGUUUUAAAGUCAGUUGAUUUACUAUCAUUUGUACAAACCCUACCGAAUGACUUGAAUACGCGCGUUCAUGAUGGGUUAAUGUCCGGAGGUCAAGCCCAACGAUUAUCUAUCGCCCGCACGUUGUUACGCCAGCCGAAAAUCAUCAUACUAGAUGAAUGCACAUCUGCACUGGAUGCAGCUAAUUCAUUUGCAAUUGCAGAGCUCAUCAGGACUGUUCUGAAGAAUGUUACGGUGAUUGUUAUUACUCAUUCAGAGCAAUUGAUGCAAAUUUGCGAUAGGGUUCUUGUUUUGAAAAAAGGGAAAGUUAAAGAAGAGGGAUCCUAUGCAGAGCUCUUCGAAUCUAGAGGCGAACUAUACCGGAUAGUUUCGUGCACUAGAUAUUAA